GUCAAUCGCCAAGCCAGGACAUUCACUGUCCUACACCUGCACAUUGCUUCGCUUCUAAGUUAGAGCGUCGCAACCAGAGACAUCGACAGACACCAUGGACUCAGACGCGCCCGUAGAAAUCGGCUCCAUGCUGCAGGACGCAUCCAUCAACCGACAUCCAUCACCGCGACACGACGUGAACCCAUCGACCGCCGCAUCCAAGAAGCAACCAGUCCAUCUCAAUGAACACGCCGAUCCAGACGCCUCGGAUGUUGGAGAAGACGAGAUUCCUCUCAGUGUGUUGGAUCCGGUGCCGCGGAACAAGACAAUGCCUCCACUGCCAGACCUCCGAUUCGAACAAAGCUACUUGAAGAGCAUUGAGCACGCAGAGGGAUGGAAGGGAGUGUUGUGGAUUACGCUACGAGAUCAGGUCAUAAUGUGCUUUGCACAGGGUGUUCUAUGGACCCUCCUCCUCAAUGGCUGGAGGCAUUGGAAUCGAUCAACAAAGUUCAGUGGACACGGUGUAGGCGCGCGGAUACGGAGGUGGUGGUGGGGUGUUAACAAUUGGAGUAUACCGACCGCAAAAUCAAGGCUGAGGGACCCAAAGUUGGCGAGAAAUAUGUCCGAGUAUUACAAGGGUGAGUUUUCAAAUGCUGCCCAAGACUGAGGGAGAUCGUUCGUAGCAUUGCCCGCACUGCUGCGUCGACCGGAGUGUCGCCAGUUGAAUUGGGCUACGUAGCGUAAAAAACAACGAUUUGAAUACAAAAAAAUUACAAUAAAAAAUCGCCUCA
Molecule: messenger RNA, 770 nt
Organism: Bipolaris maydis ATCC 48331
Lineage: Eukaryota; Fungi; Ascomycota; Dothideomycetes; Pleosporales; Pleosporaceae
Biological process (GO): mitophagy
Molecular function (GO): mitochondrion autophagosome adaptor activity
Source: RefSeq, a predicted model, not a curated record